CGGAAGAAAGGUUCGCCGAGUUUCAAGAUGAAAUUGUGGAGGUGCUUCUAAGCUGGUGAGACUCCUGUAGACUGAGUUGUGCUGAAAGAAAUCGAGUCGAAAAUGCGUUCAUUAUCAGCAAGGAAAAACGACCUAUCUGCUUUUUUAAUGCCUGACACGGGCCAGAUCCAGAACAACUAUGACAUCUUCUCUUCUAUGCUCCCUCGUGCUGAAGGCAUUUCAUCCACCAAAGUCAAUCUUGAGGAGAUGUAAAAGGCGCACAAUAAAGCGAUGAUCUCGUUUUUCCUUCUCUUGUUCAAUUUUGUAGAACUAUGGUCUGGUACUAGUAUUCGCUCGUCCCGGACCUCGUGCGGAGCAGGCAGUCUUUUUAGGGGACCAUUUCAGCCUCACCAGUUUGUAGAAGGCGUUCGAAUAUUAAAAAGCACCGCGGCGGAUGGCCGCCAGCGCCAUUCUGUGGCUGCAGGAGAAGAUCAUGACGAGCCUGAGCAAGAAAAUCAUGUUGUACGUCGACAGAGCGGCUCCGCGAACUCACAGGAGUACGAUGAUUUGCUUGCAUCGUGGCUGCUUCCGCGCUUUCACAAGCUCAUGCGACAGGUCCUUGUUGCGCGAGGCUUACCGACGUCGGCCGUAUUUCAGGAGGGUCCUGUUGUUCCUAUCGUGAAAACUUCUAGUUCUACGAGAAGUCCUAGUACAGUGUCGACAGUUUCUACGGUCGGAAAGGACAUCAUCAACUUCCACGGCCGCACACAGUACCAGCACACGCACGAGGAAAAAAAGCAACCUGCGAGGAAGAUCAACAAGACAUUCUCAACCUUUGAAGGAGAAGACCUCCACAAAAAGCCGUCUCUGAUAGUGGGGAUAAAGACUGCAGCCAGCUGGUCUGAAAGUCGAAAAGUUCACCGCGAUACGUGGAUGCGAAUGGGGUCAUUGUGCAUGAGCCAGCAGAAGGUCGCGCCGGGGAAGGUCACUGCACGCUUCAUGAUUACCGAGCACGAACUAGCAGCUCUUAUGGCUGAACAAAAGUCAACUUUUAUUGAAAUUCACCAAACUAUAAUUGGAUUAUAUUGCUCCUUGUUUGUCAACGUCGCGGAGAAGCGUCGUACUGCACUGAAACUAGUAACGGUCGUCGUAUUCGUCGUGUUUGUGUUACGUUGAAACUACUGGCCGUUUCAGACUUCUUCUUUGUCUUCGUAACUUAGCUCGAAAGCCAUCUUCUGUUUUUUCUGCUAAUGUUUAAGAAAAGCAAUCAGAUACAGAUGAUGGCGUCGAUCUUAGAGCCGAGCAGAAGGAGCAUGGAGAUCUAGUUUUCCUCGAUGCUGCGAAGUUGCGGGAUGAGAUUCAUCCAGCCUUUUCCGAGGACAAGAUAAAGUUAAGCGUACCAGUGCUAUUGAUUACAUUUUUAUCUCGCGUCAGACACCAGGUAUUGCCCUGAAUAAUCCCCCCUGAUUUAUUCAAGGGGAAUUCAUGCAGGGAAAAAAAGGAAACUACUCACUCAACCAUGGAUCUCUUCGAUAUGGAUAUUCAUGAUUUAUAAUAGUACUAGUCCUCGUGCUACCUACCUGCUUUAAUGAAGACCUUCGCGUUUCUACGACUUGCUGACGAUGAAGCGAACGAGGUAUCGAAAGCAACCUUUGUCGCGAAAAUGGACAUGGAUACGUUCAUCUCGCCAUGCGACCUACUCGCGGACAUGCAGGCCGCGGGUGCGUGGUCUAAGAACUCAAGCAAAAGAGAUCCACAAGAAGAGGAACACUCCCCAGAAUCAACAACUACACGAAAAAGUGCAGCUGGUGCAGCAAGAAAAAUGAAUCAAAUAAACGCUGUGCAACAUCAACGAGAUGUUGAAAUAAAACAAAAAGAAAAAAGAAAAAAACAACAUGAUGAUGCCCACCAGGAGGACCUCUUAGUGGGACUAGCGCCCUCGCUCUACUACGGUACGUUCAGCGUAGACCGAACAAGAAUGAUGGUGCAGCGCGACGACCAGGAGGGUCUUCGUUUUUCUGCAUCUAAUGCGAUCGAGCGUGCUCCAUCUCCUUCAUCUCAGAGUUUUUGGGAGGCCUCUUCGAUGCCAGACAUCGGUGAGUGCGGUUUUUUCGGCGACCAUGAGGCUCCUUUCAUGCAGGGCGGCUUCUACGCGAUUUCUCAGGCGCUCGCGCGGGGAAUGGGCAGGCCGCCUCUGGUGUACCCAGCGCAGUUGUACGCAAGCGAGGACCACGCAGUUGGCUGCGUUGCCAUGUACGCGGCCAAAAUCGGGCAGUUGCCGGUAGCGGCAGUGCAUCCCGCAGCGUGGGAGGACGAGCAUUGUGACCAACAGUGGUGUCCGGCUUGGAAUCCAAUGGAAAAAAAGUUUCUGUACAAACACCUCUACUACGAGUUCGCGGGCCACAGUGGAGAGGGUGCGAGGGACUAUCACAUCAACAUCACUGACGUUCUUAGACUGGACGACGCGUGAACGUGGAGCACCAUCAUUCUUGAACCUGUUAGGGCAUUGACGUUCUUCUUAGGCUGGAUGGCGUGUGAACCUGGUAGAUCGUCGACGUGUAAAGACGAGACGACGUGUGAACUUGGAGGCAAGACGAGUCUUCUUGUUCGUAGUAGAAAUAAA
Messenger RNA from Amoebophrya sp. A25, 2602 nucleotides. Lineage: Eukaryota; Dinophyceae; Syndiniales; Amoebophryaceae. The record is from the annotation of a GenBank genome assembly.